Molecule: messenger RNA, 713 nt
Organism: Aethina tumida (small hive beetle)
Lineage: Eukaryota; Metazoa; Arthropoda; Insecta; Coleoptera; Nitidulidae
Product: zinc finger CCHC-type and RNA-binding motif-containing protein 1-like
Exons: 4
Coding region: 39-686 (215 amino acids)
Biological process (GO): mRNA splicing, via spliceosome
Cellular component (GO): U12-type spliceosomal complex
Molecular function (GO): RNA binding; zinc ion binding
Source: RefSeq, a predicted model, not a curated record
AAACAAACAUUGAAACAACAACAAUUUAAUUUAAAAGAAUGAGUGGAGGACUUGUGCCAAGUAAAAGUACAGUAUACGUAUCAAAUCUCCCGUUUGAUUUGAAAAACAAUGACAUCCAUCAACUAUUCGAGAAACACGGCAAAAUAGUAAAGGUAACGGUGCUGAAAGACAACAACCGCAAAAGCAAAGGGGUCGCUUUUAUCCUGUACCUGAACCCGGAAGACGCUAAAAAAUGCGUCGCAGAAACUGACUCUAAGGAGAUGUAUGGCAGAACCCUAAAGGCCAGCAUAGCCAAGGAUAAUGGGCGUAGUUCGGAAUUCAUUAGGAGAAAAGAGUAUCCGGACAAAACCAGAUGCUACGAGUGUGGUGAGUACGGCCACAUGAGCUACAAUUGCUGCAACAAUUUACUUGGUGAACGGAAACCACCGCCGAAAAAAGUGCGCAAAAGGAAAAAGAAGAUUGUUGAUGAAGAGGCACAAAUAUUAGACUCGGACAGUGAAGAUAAGAUUGUAGACGACUGUGAAACAUUAAGUGCAGCCAUUGCUUUGGAACAGGAGAAACAGGAAUUGGAGAAUUAUAGGUACAGAGUGGCAACAGGAAAAUAUGAAGAUGAUGAAAAAACGAAUAUUUCUUCAAAAAAAAUAAAAAAAAGUUCAUAUUUUAGUGAUGAAGAAGAAAGUGAUUAAAUAUAAAUAUAUACUGAGUGAUUAUAC